UUCAUUCCUGGCUCGCACUUUUGCAUGAUCAAACACCCAAUUUUUCAAAUUAUAGAGGAUAAACUCCCGCAAACAAUUUAUCUUGGAGAAGGAGAAGGAGGCUUUGAGUAGUUACUCCAUGGAAGUACAAGAAAGCUUGCUUGACACACUUAAUCUUGAAGAUGGCCAAGAUGUUGAGAUGCUUGAUGUAGAAGAGGGUGAGUUCAUUGAACCGUUUCAAGGGACUAGAGCCGGAGAAAGUUCUAAUGUUCAUGUUAUUCAAGAAAAUCAAGAAUCUAACAGGCAGAGCUCAAAACAGAAGAAGAAGUGCAGGUUUGUUCUGGAUGCAUGCAAGCGUUUGCGAGAGCCAAAAUCUUAUCUUAUGUACACUGCUGUUGGUUGUCUUGGAGUGGAAGCUUUGAGCGAUCUUAUCAAAGAGGUUGAUGUGAUCCAAUCUUGUGGAGGUCAGAAGACCUCAGAUGGCAGCCGAUUCCGGAGAAGUGGUGGUGUAUUAUGGAAUAUAAUCAAAACACGUGAUCCAAAUGCUUACAAAGAGAAGAGAGUUUGAGAAACAAUUCAAGCAGCAGAAGCAAGAACCACCUAUGCAACAUGGUGAAACUCCCUCCAAGUCCACAAGCUUGCCUCUUACUGGCAGCCAGAUCGAGGGUAAUCCAUCAGAUAAUUUGGAGCUCGCACGUCAUGAUCAAAGCCAGCACGAAGCCAAACAGAAACGUGCAUCUGUUAUGAACGAAUACGAAUACCAGUAAUGUACGACGAUUAUCUGCUCUGGGGAGAGGAUUCCAAUGAUAAAUUAGCCAACGAUGCUGCUGCUGUUCCGGCUACGUAAGAGAACGUUAUUUUUGUGGAUAAGUUUUACACUGCUGCUCUUUCCCCUUCUGAUCGUGUUCUAAAACGUGUGUUACUUAAAUAUGUGAAUUCUCAUCUGAGAAGAUGAAACUCAAUCCUUAUUUAUCAAUCAUUUGGUAACGAUUUCUAAACUUAUAUAUUUUCAUCUUAAUUUUGCUAAAAGUCA
Molecule: messenger RNA, 1012 nt
Organism: Salvia splendens (bonfire salvia)
Lineage: Eukaryota; Viridiplantae; Streptophyta; Magnoliopsida; Lamiales; Lamiaceae
Exons: 5
Coding region: 119-547 (142 amino acids)
Biological process (GO): snRNA export from nucleus
Source: RefSeq, a predicted model, not a curated record